This is a messenger RNA of Budorcas taxicolor (takin), 1059 nucleotides long. Its product is annotated as L-amino-acid oxidase-like. NCBI's taxonomy places the organism in Eukaryota, Metazoa, Chordata, Mammalia, Artiodactyla, Bovidae. The record is from RefSeq and is a predicted model, not a curated record. Gene Ontology annotation, biological process: amino acid catabolic process. The transcript is spliced from 4 exons. Gene Ontology annotation, molecular function: L-amino-acid oxidase activity; polyamine oxidase activity.
AUGGCCUCCAGGGAAGAUAAGACCAGAGCACCCCGCCACUGCGCUCUGCAUGCCACCUCCUGGGUCUUGAGACCAGAGAUCUCAGACAAACAAUACCUGAUCGCAGUGGGGAACCUGAGACAUGGGGCCCUGCAGAUGGUGGAGGACCUGAUAAAUAUAUAUGGUGGCUAUUACCACGCCUUCUUAGAGAUCUUGCGUAAAUUCAUCUUCUUCUUCCAGGACUCCCGAUGGAAACAGGCUGAUGAAAUGGGGAAAUGGGCAUCUGAUGAAAUCACUGGGGGCUUUGACCAGCUCUCCCAUGCUGCUCUUUUGCCCGGAACAGUCCAGCUCCACUCACCACCAGAGGAGGUGGAGUCGUACGGAGAUCACGUGCACAUCACCUACCAAACGCCUGACACUCUGACUGCUGAUUACAUGAUUGUGGCCACCACAGCCACGGCUGCCCAGCUCCUCCAUUUCCAGCCACCUCUAUCCCAUGGCAAGGAGAAUGCACUGCGAUCCUUCCACUACAGCAGUGUCACCAAAGUGUUCCUGGCAGGCAUGCAGAGUUUCUGGGAGCAUGAAGGCAUCUUUGGGGAUGAGUCCAGCACUGACUGGCCUUCCUGCUUUAUCCACUACCCCAGUCAUACCUUCCCCAGUGGCACAGGAGUCAUCCUUGCCUCCUUUACCAUGGACGACAACUCCUCUUUCUUUGCCCAGGCAGCCGAUGUUGUCUUGGAUGACCUGGCCACAGUCCAUGACCUCUCCAAGGAGGAGCUGCGGGCCCUGUGCCCCUAUUCCAUGAUCAAGCACUGGAGCUAGGACUCCUACUCCAUGGGUGGUUUUGCCCUCUUUACUCCCUACCAGUAUGUGGACUAUGCCCAGGAACUUGGAUGGGUCCACUUUGCUGGUGAGCACACAAACCUGCCAGAUGGCUGGACUGACACAUCCAUCAAAUCAGGGCUCAAGACAGCACAGAACAUACAAGAGGCUAUGGGCCUGGCUUUGACAAAGGCUGAGAACUCGGAUGGAGACGACUUUGUGACCAGCAACAUGCUCAAUGCUUUUGCAUAUUAUUAA